Molecule: messenger RNA, 1685 nt
Organism: Wyeomyia smithii (pitcher-plant mosquito)
Lineage: Eukaryota; Metazoa; Arthropoda; Insecta; Diptera; Culicidae
Gene: Task6
Product: two pore potassium channel protein sup-9
Exons: 5
Coding region: 395-1513 (372 amino acids)
Biological process (GO): potassium ion transmembrane transport; stabilization of membrane potential
Cellular component (GO): membrane
Molecular function (GO): potassium ion leak channel activity
Source: RefSeq, a predicted model, not a curated record
GGUUAAACGUCAGCAGCAUUGUUCCUGCGACGACUGUCAAACCGAAAAUCGAUCGAUAAACUUCAUCUGCAAUCAAAUUUUUCAGCCACGGUAGCUCGGACACUGUUACACAAAGUUAGUGGCUGCGAUCCGAAUUUGUGCCAAAAUUAGUGUCCCUUUGUGCCAAUUACUUAGCCGAACCGAAAGCCAAAUCUCCACCGAAUCAUGCUAAGCUAAAGUCGGGAUUUUUUCCUCACCAUUCAGGGCGCCCUAGGAAAUUGAAUGCGAGGAAUUAGCUUGCGUUUUAUGCGAGGAGUAUUACCGUUCUUCCUUCAUUUGCAUCACGUCACCCUCAUCCAGUUCUCAUCAUUUGUUGUCGUUAAAUAAUUACCGUUUCUAGUUAGCGAAAGAAGCAAUGAAAAAGCAAAAUGUCCGGACCAUUUCACUAAUCGUGUGCACCUUCACUUACCUCUUGAUCGGGGCUGCCGUCUUCGAUGCUCUGGAGUCGGAAACGGAGAAAAAACGCUGGAAGGCUCUUAGCGCCGUCGAAAAUGUCCUCAUCACACGUUACAACAUAUCGGCCGAGGACUUCAAGGUGAUCGAAACCGUCAUCAUGAAAUCGGAACCACACAAAGCGGGCCAGCAGUGGAAAUUUUCCGGUGCGUUCUAUUACGCGACCACAGUUUUGACCACCAUCGGAUAUGGUCAUUCGACGCCAUCCACGGUGAGUGGAAAAAUUUUCACCAUGUGCUAUGCGGCGAUCGGUAUUCCCCUGGGGCUGGUAAUGUUCCAGAGCAUUGGCGAGCGAGUUAAUCGAUUGAGCAGCGUAAUCGUUCAUGCAGUGAAAACCUCCUUCAACUGCAAGAAAGCGAUAGCCUCGGAAGUGGAUUUAAUUCUGGUAGUUACCACGUUGAGCUCGCUAACGAUCGCAGGCGGAGCCGCAGCGUUCAGUAAAUUCGAAAAUUGGUCCUAUUUCGAUUCCGUCUAUUACUGUUUCAUUACCCUGACCACCAUCGGAUUCGGAGACAUGGUCGCCCUGCAGAAGGACAACGCCUUGAACCAGAAACCCGAGUACGUUGCGUUCGCCCUGAUAUUCAUCCUUUUCGGCCUGGCAGUGGUGGCUGCGUCGUUGAAUCUGCUGGUGCUCCGUUUCGUAACGAUGAACACGGAAGACGAAAAGCGAGACGAGGCCCAGGCAAUUCAGGCAAUGCAAAUAGCCGUCAAACUGGAUGGGGACAUCAUUACCGGCAAUUCCAGUGACUCGGACCGUAAGUGCUAUGAACGAAUGUCAAUUUCCGGUCCCGCCCGGGGUAGCUUCGCCGGCUGCCCACGGAAAUACGAGGGACCGGACACUAGUAUCGGUUACAUUAUGGAUGCCAGCUAUCGCUACCCGCUGGUAGACUGUGAAAUGGCCGAACUUCGGUCGCCCGGCUUGAACUACGACGCGUUCGAGCUGGAGGAAACCGAAGACGAAGGGCUUGCCAGUCCGCUGCGGUACGAUCUUCAGCCCAAUCGGGGUCGGGCGUCGGUUUAGCGGCCGGGAUAGCAGUUCGAAGGAACGUAAUUCGGAGUAGAAGUUAAAAUAAUUGAGCUAAUACAAUUUUCGGGGUCUAAAUUUUUAAUAAGAACAAUUAUUGUCAAGUUUUUUUUUAGUAAUAGAGUUUAAAGACGAUCGGUUGCGAUAAUAAAAAUUCGGUACAAAGUAA